Molecule: messenger RNA, 1512 nt
Organism: Dujonia railenensis
Lineage: Eukaryota; Fungi; Ascomycota; Pichiomycetes; Serinales; Debaryomycetaceae
Source: the annotation of a GenBank genome assembly
AUGUUAUCUGCAUACAGAAUUAUCGUACUUCUUUACGCUUUAACUAAGUUGAUAGAUGCACUUAAGGAUACUCCUUCCCCUUUACAAUUAAAUUUUGAGGUACACAGAGGAGAUUCUGUAAAUGGGAUGUCAAUCCACAAUAAAUUACACUUCGAAAAGAGAGUAGAUGGAGAUGGUAAGGUUAAUAUGGAACUCGUUAACCAUGAUGUGCUGUACACUACUACUUUAAAAGUAGGUUCUAAUGCAGACGAAGUGAGUGUUAUAAUUGAUACCGGAUCUUCUGAUCUUUAUGUCAUUGCUCCAAAUGUAGAUUGUUACUAUUAUUCUUAUUCCUACAGAAAUAAGAGAACACUUAUUGAUAUUCCAACUUACUUCAAAAGGGCUAAUUCUGAAGCGUGUACCUCUUAUGGAUCUUUUGAUUAUAAAAAUUCAACUUCAUUCAAGAAAACUGAAGAUGUGGAAGAAUUUUAUAUUUCAUAUUAUGAUGAUAAAUACUCAGCUGGGUUUUGGGGUUCUGAUAAAAUGCAAGUUGGAGAUGCUAUGCUUGAAACAGCAUAUUUUGCUGUGACGAAUGAAACCAGUAGUAACGUUGGGGUUUUAGGAAUUGGUUUUCGAGGAAGGGAAUCACCUUACUACUAUAGCUAUGAAAACAUCCCCUUGAGAUUGAAAUCUGAAGGAUUCAUUAAGAAAAAUGCAUAUUCACUCUUCUUGAAUUCAGAAAACCAAACUACAGGAUCAGUAUUGUUUGGUGCAGUGGACCACGCUAAGUAUUCAGGACCAUUAACAUCCAUUCCUAUAGUAAAUGCCACUGAAAAAGUCAGUACCUUGCUGUCUCUUCUCUACGGUAUCGACUUUUAUGCGGGAGAUGAAGGUGGUUCAAAUGAUACUUAUUCGAUCUCCACAAAUACAUAUUUAACAUGGUUUGACUCGGGAACAGCAUAUUCAGCCAUGCCACAAAACUUGGUUUACAGAUUUGGAGAGCUGUUAGGAGGUAUACUUCAGGACGAGGGAUACUACGAGGUGCCUUGUCUGAAUUCAGAGGACGUUUACUUUACUUUUGAUUUUGGCGGACCAAAGAUUAAAGUUCCAUUAUCAAGUUUACUCAUCCCUAUUUAUUCUUCAACACAAUGUUACUUAGGCUUGUCUAUGUCGGAGGAUGACUAUAUUGUUCUUGGUGAUAAUGUUUUAAGGUCAAUGUACGUUGUAUAUGAUUUAGAUGAUUUGUCAAUAUCACUUGCUCAAGCAAAGUAUACAGAUGAUUCUGACAUUGAGGAAAUCGGAUCCGAUGGAGGAAUUCCAAGCGCCAUCAAGGCUGCUACUUAUGCAGCACAUUCAUAUGAUUAUACUCACAUUACUGAAUCGACUGUUACUGCAGUUGCUACAUAUGCCACUGGUCUGUUAGACACAUGGGAGAAAGAGGGGAAGGGCUCAUCAGUCCAAGAUAAUUUAUCUAUGAAAUGCUUCACUUUAAUAUUUGGCAUUUUUGGGUACAUUAUUUUAUUCAUAAACUAA